AUGCCGCCGCACGAACUUCAGUCUUGUUUAUGCCAACGAUACAACGUAACUACGCUUUCGACUGCCGCCAUGCAGCCCCAUCCCGUGCAUGCUUCUUUACCCUCAGGUAAAACAGAUAGCUACUCACCUUCUCGGACCGCAGUCAGGAGAACGGAUACCCCUCUUCCUUCACCUGCUCGAAAUGAAGCGUCUCCGCCUGCUAACAAUCACCCUUCCCAUUGGCUCGGCGAGUGCGCCACGCCACGCCUUCCCUACACUCGUCUCUUUCCUGUCAACCGAGCAGAAGCUAAGAUGGCGGAUUUGGCGAGUGGGGGACUGGCGCGGAGGGAAAGGGCUACGACGAGUUUCCACAGGAAAGUGCCGGAUGGCGGAGCGGGCCGUUUGGCCGUUCUGCCAGGAACCCGACCUUCGUUGCGACAGGGUCAGCUCCUGCUUUCCAGCGGCGUCCCUUCUCUGGACUGUGUGCUAGGUGGAGGUUUGGCAAUUGGAACCAUUCUUCUUAUUGAGGAAGAUGCACAUGGUGUUUAUUCCAAUCUGUUGUUCAAGCAUUUCCUUGCAGAAGGAAUAGUUUGUGGGCAUAAUUUAUUUAUUGCUUCAGAUAAAGAGGAGCCUGGUGGUAUUCUAAAGGAGCUUCCAUGUCCUUUGCUGAAUCUCUCUGACAAGGAAAUGAGAGAAGUAAUAACUAUGAAGUCAACACAAGAUUCUCAGGAGUCCAUGAGAAUAGCCUGGCGUUAUCAGAACAGUCCAAACCAGGAGGUAACUGAUACAGCCUUUCCAAAAUUUGGACACUACUUUGAUUUAUCUAAAACAAUGGCUCCAGAACUAAUACAAAAUAUUAAGUGGGAUGGUUUUGUCAUUCUUGAAGAAACAGCUUUGGAUCUUGAUGGAAAGUCAUGUAAUAAGGCAUGUGGUUACACCAGACUGCUUCAUUCUAUUCAGAAAGUCAUUUAUCAGAAAGGAUACAAUGGGUCCACUUCUCAGAAAAAGCAAAGAAAUGUGUUGAGAAUAGGAAUUCAGAGCCUUGGUUCAGUAUUAUGGGGUGAUGAUAUCUGUUGUACUGAAAAUCCAGAAAAUAUGCAUAGCCUCACCAGAUUUAUGUAUGUUCUACGUGGCCUCCUAAGAACAUCAUUAUCUGCCUGCAUCAUCACUGUUCCAACUCAUCUGAUCCAGAAUAAAGCAAUUGUGGAACGUGUUACCAACUUGUCUGAUACAGUAGUUGAUCUUGAAUCGUUUAUUGGCUCUGAGAGAGAAACCAAUCCAUUAUAUAAGGAUUAUCAUGGUUUGAUUCACAUACGCCAGAUUCCUCGGCUUAACAGCUUGAUCUGUGAUGUAUCAGACACGAAGGACCUUGCUUUUAGACUGAAAAGGAAGCUAUUCGUUAUUGAGCGAUUGCAUUUGCCUCCAGACUUGUCAGACACAGUGAGCCGCACAAGCAAACAGGAUCUGGCAGUCUCCGCCAAAUUGCUGAGCUCACAAUGUAGUGCGAUGGCCAUGGGCAAGAAGCACCUGGACUUCUAGUGAUUUCAACUUAGCAGCUUCACUCCAAUUUAUAUGACACUCUAAUUAUGACUGUUAAUGACUUUCAUAAAUAUUUUUCUUCAUCGUUGUGACCCAGCAGUCCUUCAAAAAAAAUGUAACUUGCAAGCUUUGUACCUAUCUUUCCAUUCUGUUAUUUUUAAGUAUGCAGGUGUGGUGUUUCAACAGUAAACAAAUGCAUUCGGUAUUGUGAGACAGUUUUAAAACCUAAAAAUAAAUUGCCGUUUUGAGAAAUUAAUUUUCUGUUGUCAAAAACUGGACUUCCAUUACAGGUAAAGUUCAAGAUUGUGACUAAGCCAAAGAAUUUUAAAUGCUUAAUGGAACUACUGUUUUUGUAAAUCAGUACUGUUUUUUUUAAAAAAAAUAAGGAAUUAUUUGUGGUAUGUUAUUUUGAUAUCAAAAGCAGUAUCUCAAAAAUAUACUGUUAAAUAAAAUAUGACAAGUUAUUUUA
This is a messenger RNA of Candoia aspera, 1987 nucleotides long. It is a transcript of the gene ELP4, whose product is annotated as elongator acetyltransferase complex subunit 4. Lineage: Eukaryota; Metazoa; Chordata; Lepidosauria; Squamata; Candoiidae. The transcript has 12 exons. Bases 1 to 1518 code for a protein of 505 amino acids. Gene Ontology annotation, biological process: tRNA wobble uridine modification. Gene Ontology annotation, cellular component: elongator holoenzyme complex; transcription elongation factor complex; cytoplasm. The record is from RefSeq and is a predicted model, not a curated record.